Arabis nemorensis is the source of this 300-nucleotide messenger RNA. NCBI's taxonomy places the organism in Eukaryota, Viridiplantae, Streptophyta, Magnoliopsida, Brassicales, Brassicaceae. The record is from the annotation of a GenBank genome assembly.
AUGAAAACUGUAGCUGUUAACGAAAUCCGUCGCAGUAAGCGCCAAGCAUGCCUUGAUGUGAGCCCUGUAGUGUCACUGAAUCAGAAGAAAAACAAAAAGGAUGUUCCAGCCGAGAAUGAAAUAGCUAAGAAUGUAGAGGAAGAAGAUAUUGGAGAAUCAGUGGAGAUAGAAAAAGAUCAAGUGGAUGACGAAUCAGUAAAAGAACAAUCACCCCGUGUACAAGACGAAACCAUUCCUCCUCCUACGAGAAGCGUGUCCAAUGCGUCUGAAUCACUUGGGUUUUAUUUACAUUAUGUUUAA